Molecule: messenger RNA, 548 nt
Organism: Coregonus clupeaformis (lake whitefish)
Lineage: Eukaryota; Metazoa; Chordata; Actinopteri; Salmoniformes; Salmonidae
Product: putative malate dehydrogenase 1B
Exons: 4
Coding region: 1-396 (131 amino acids)
Biological process (GO): tricarboxylic acid cycle; malate metabolic process; oxaloacetate metabolic process
Molecular function (GO): L-malate dehydrogenase (NAD+) activity
Source: RefSeq, a predicted model, not a curated record
AUGGUCGCUGGAUCUUUCCCCCAGCCAUCUCUCUUGUACGACACUACAUUAUCUGACUUCCUGAAUUUGGUCAGUUCCCAACGUGCCACUGUAGCCUCCAAGUCCCAGAGGGCCACAGCCAUAUCAGCCACUAAUGGGAUCAUUGCAGUUCUAAAGGCCUGGAACUGCAACUCCUCUGCUGAGGAGGUCCUCUCCUUAGGCAUACUCAGCACAGGACAGUACAACCUCCCAGCUGGUGUAGUCUUCUCAAUGCCAGUGAGCUUCCAGGAUGGUAGAUGGUCCAUGUUGUCUGAUGUAAUCAUUGGUGAUGAGAAGAGGGCCAAACUGCAGAUUGCUGCAGACCAACUCAGGGAGGAGAAAGAUCUUGCAUCAAGGACAAGAAAAGACACUGCAUGAAUUUAUACUACUUUCUGAAGCUCUUCCUGUCGGAGUUGUAAUAUGUUUGUUAAAAAUAAACAAAAAUGCUGUUUUUACUUUUUGAUAAAGACAUCUGACAUUUAUUUGCACAUUAAAGUUAUUAAAGGUUGAAUGUUUUACAUUUUUGGUGA